AUAUUAAAAAGUUUAUUGGUGACGUUUAAGAACAAGAUUUAUAAAAUUUAAAGUUAAUCAUAUGAAUAAUUUGUUGUUGUUUGUACGAUUUUUCCUUUUAAGUUUCUAACUAAUAUUUUGAAUUGAAAUAUCAGAUAGUGUAUAAAAAUGUCUGAGCCAGGAAAGCCACCAGACUUUAAAAAUUUGACUGAGAAUUUGAGUCAACAGCAGGCAAAAAUAUCAGCCUUGAAAGAGCUCGUUCGUCAGUCAGAAUCACAACAAGGAAAAAAUGCAGCUUCAACGCAAGAGAAAGUCAAAAAUAUAGCUCAACGAUUAUCAAACUUAAAGUCAAAAGCAGCAAAGUCGAAACAUCAUCGAUCGAGUUCCGAAAUAUCUGAUGAAUAUGGAAUAUCUAAUAUCGAAGAAGAAGGGCCACAAUCACUUGAUUAUUCUGUUAAUAGUUCACCACUUCCAAUAGUUCAAAGAGCACGCUCUGAAACACCCGGAAGUGAGAAGAUAACGUUGCUUAGGAAGCAAAUGGAAUUGAAUCGAAUGAAGAUGGCCGAACGUGAAAGUAGAUCAAAGGAAAUCGAGCAGAUGGUAACACAAUUAAAAUCAAAAUUCGAAACGUCCCAAAUGUCCUUAGAGAAGAGUGUGGAGUUGGGGAGAAGCAUGGGAGAUUUAACAACAUUACCAGCAGUUACAUUACCAUUCAACACACAGCAACAUCGAUCAGUGUCUGAUGUUUCUUCUCACACCAGUCACACAUUCAAUUUGGAAACCGAACGAAAUAAGUUCCUUGAAAAACGAAUUCGGGAACUCGAAGAAACGAUAAGCGAUAACAAAACUAAACUACCGGAAUCUGAAAAAGUACGAAAACUUGAAAAUAAAAUUUUAGAUUUGGAGGAAAAUCUUCGUGAAAAGGAAAGCAUAAUUGAGGCAAGAACGAAGGCUGUGUCAUUGUUGUCAGAGAACUUAACAAAGAAAAAGAAAGACGUCGUCGAUAGCUUAGAAGAAACCAAACAAGAAAUGUUUAAAAUGCAAGAAACAUUUUUAGAAACUGAAGAUAGUUACAAGCAUGAAGUUGAACGUUUAAAUCGUGUCAUACAAGAUAGUUCCGAUGAGAUACAAAAUCUUACUGAAAAAUGUGAAAUUUUAGAAAAAUCUCGAUACGACUUGACGAUUGAGAAUUCAGAACUUAAGACAAAGCUUGAAGAUGUUCAAGACUACUGCACAAAGAUAAGUGAAUUGAAUAAAUUAAAUGAAACACUUCAAAAGCAAAUUUCUAACUUGGAAAGUCAAAGAUACGAAUUUAUCACUGAAGAUGAAGUUGGUGAAGCAAAAUCAUCAGGCAAAGUCGGUGAAGAAGUUAAAGAAACAAAUAAUGAGUUACUUGAGAGAAUAAAAUCAUUGGAAGAACUUCUUGAACGUCGUGACAAUGAAAUUGAAUCAUUACAGGAAAAUCUUGAUGAGAAAUCAAUCGAGUUGAAUGUCGUGAAUGCCAACAUCAAAGUUUUGCAAGAAAAAUACAAUUCACUUGAACCCAAACCUUUGUUCCCCUCUGAAUCAUCAUCAGCUGAUGAAGAAUUGAAAACAGAAAUAGCGAAACUUAAACAACAACUUGAUGAUGCCAAUAAAAACAUGAUAAAGUCAAAGUUGAAAAUAAAACAACUUCAAAAACAAGUUGAUUCAUUUACUAAAGGUGUAGAUUCAAAUUCAGAAGUUGUUCGACUAACUGAAGAAGUCAAAACACUGACUCAACGGAUUGUGGAAUUGGAAGAAGCGAAGGAAAGUCAAAGCAGUCAGUGGGGUGAAAAUUGGGGUGACGACGCGACUGAAACGGAAUUGGAAAAGAAAGUCAAGGUUCUUGAAACAACUUGCCAAAAUCAAACGUCAGCAAUUCAAUUACUUGAAGAACAGAAGAUGGACAUGACAGAAGAUUUAGAGAAUGUCAAACAAAAGUUGGAAGAUGCAACGACGAUGAAAAAUGACUCAGAAUUGGAGGGAAAAGUUGUAGAAUUGGUGAGAAUGAAUGAAGAGCUUGGUGAGAAAAUUCAACAGAUGAAUGAUGAAAGAGCAACACUUGAGGUAAAACUGUCACGUUACAUUUGUGAAAAUAUGGAAUUGCAUGAAAGAAUCGAGAAACUUAGUAAGGGAAGUUCAGCUGAAAGCAUUGAAAUGGUAAAUUUGACAGCUCAAGAUAAUGAAGAGUAUCAAAAGGCCAUUAGUGGAGCUGAGAAGGAUGUAGUUGAUGAAAGUGAUCCUCAAAUAAGUCGCGAACUUAAUGAAAGCUUAAGAAACUUAAGAGAAGAAAGCUCCGAAUUAAUGUCAAAGAUUGAACUUUUCACAAUCGAAAGACGUGAAGUUCUCGAUAAGCUUGAUGCAAUGACGAUUGAAAAUCAGGUUCUUGUUAGUAGCAUUGAGUCAAUUAGAGAUGAGAAAGUAGCUUUGGAGCAUGAGAAUGAGAAGCUGAUUAAGAAUCGUGAUGGAAUUGAAAAAUUGUUAUCUGAAUUGCAGACGGAGAAAGAAGAGCUGUUGAUGAAAGUUUCCGAGCUCAACGAACAUCGUUCAACAUUGCAAGAAGAAAUUAAUAAAUUGGUGAAAGAAGAUCUUGGAAGUUCAUCACCAACGAUUAAAACAGGGACAUCAACAGACACACAAUCAGCCAUUGAUAAAGAUGCAUGUGAGAAAUUGUUGAAACAACUCGACAAUGAAAUUCAAAAUUUAAAUAAAAACAAAGACAAACAUCAAAAAUUGAAGAUUUCUAAGAAAUUGUCUGACAAUGCAAAGAAUGUCCAUGCAAUGAUGACAAAUCUUCUUGUUGAUUAUUACAAGAAUCUUGACGUUUGCAAGCAACUUCGUGAGGAUUUGGAAAGUGUCAAAGUGUCAUUGAGUUCUGUUUCACUGGAAAGCAAUAACGAAGAAGAAUUGAAGAUAUUACAAAGUCAGUUGCGAGAAUUGGAAGAGAAACUCGCAACGAAAGUAGAAGAAUGUGAUCAAUUGAAGAUAAAAUUGAAGACCAUCGAAGACGAUCGUCAAUCAAAUGUUUCCAAUGAAAUUGAAAUCCUUAAAAUGGAACUUGAAGAAUCGAUAAAAUCAAAAGACAAUCUUGUUGAUGAAUUAAAGGAAAUGAUUGACAAAUUGACGAACGAACGUGAUGAAUAUAAAUCAGAACUUCAAAAGCAAAUGAAUUUAGUGCAAGGAUUACGUGAAGAAUAUGAUCAAUUGACGAUUGAUGUGAAGGAAAACAAACAAAAACUGAAUGAAAAAUCGACAGAAUUUGAUCACAUUCAACGUGAAUUUGACAUGCGAUUGAAGACAUCAACAAACGAAGUUGAAAUUCUUAAAACUCUUGUUGGUGAACAGAAACAACUUUUAAUCGAUUCUUAUCAAGAACAUGAGUUGGAUAUUAAUCAGAAGUUGAAGGAGAUCAACGACUAUCAAAAUCAAGUGAAGCAAAUGGAAGAUGAGUUGAACACUUUGAGACAACAAACUCAAAUUGCUGCUUCAUCGGAAAGUCUUCAAGAUGAAAUUGUCAAGCUGAAGAAUCUUCUCGAAGAAAACAACAAACUUCUCGAUGAUCACAAAGAUGAUUUGAUGCAUAAACAAGAAACGAUUGACACUUUAAAUAAUCAAAUUAUCGAUCUCUACAAGACAAUGGAAGAAAAUGCAAAUAAAAUUAUUGAGAAAGAUGACGAAUUGCAAUAUUUGCAAGAGAUCAAUGAUUCCAACAAAGAUGAAAUUCGAAACUUACAUCAGAAAGUUUCCGAAUCAAAUAAAGCAAUGAAUGAACUUCGAAGUCAGUUAACGGAGAAGAGUCAUGAAAGUGAAAGAUUGGUAGCAGCAGCAAAAGUUACAAUUGACCCAAAGAUGGAGCAGAAAGUGAAAAAAUUGGAGAACGAAGUGACGUCACUUGAAACGAAGAAUAAAGAACAGCACGAGAAAUUGAAGAAAUUUGCUGCGAAUCUUAAGAAGAAGCAAAGUCAGUGCUUGGAAUUAGAGGAACGAUUAGCUAAAGGCGUUGAUGAUACGUCGACAGUGUCUGAGAUGAAAGCACAAAUCAUUCAAUACGAGGAACAAUUGAAUGCUGUAAAAAUUGAGACAAAUAAUCUUCAACAAUCGGCAGUUAAAGCCUCGAAUGAUGAAUUGAAUGAACUACGACAAAAGCUUAAUGAAAAGUCAAUGGAAGUUGACAAUUUACAACGCCAAUUACAAGACACAUUCAACAAAUGUGAUCAACUUGAAGAAGCACUAUUCGAUCGUCAAUCACAAAUUCAAAAACUUGAAACUGAGCAAAUGAAGUUCGACGUCGCAAGCAAAGCUUUAAAUGAAAUUCAAAGUGAGUUUAAUCAUGUCAAGCGAGAGAAUGAAGAGCUGAAAGUUAAACUGUCGGAAUAUUCAUCAUCACAAGAUAAAUCAGAUGAUGAUAAGAAGAAGAUGGAUAAAUUAAAAGCUGCUGUUGUUCAAUUGAAGCAUAAACUUGCCGAGAGGAAGAAGGAAAUUGACGAACUUACUAAACUUAAUUCAGCAGCAUCGAAUGUCGAUUCACUUCAAAGUCAACUUGAUGAGAUUCAACAAAAACAUUCAGAGGAAAUCAACAUGUUGAGACAACAAAUUGCUGAUCUUGAUGCAACAAAUCGAUUGUUAAAUGAAGACAAACAGAGGAAGGUUUCGCUUGAAGGACAAUUGGAGACAUUUGAAAUGACGAAUGUUCAACUCCGUGAGAGAAUUUCAAGUUUAGAAGAAUCGCUGAAUGCCAUCGAGUCGGAGAAGAAUUCAAUUCUUCGUGAGCAACUUUCACUUGGUAAAGAGCUUGAGGAAAAGGAUGAACUGAUUGGAGUGAAAUUACGUGAAACUGAAUCAGAAAAUUUCCAUCUUAAUGAAAACAUCAAAGAGUUGACGAUGGAAAAGAAUUCUUUGCAACAGAAAUUGAUUGCAAUGGAAAGUCAUUUUUCAUCUGACAUCGUCAAUCGUAAUCAACAAAUUUCCAGCAUGGAAAGUGAGAAUUUACAACUUAAAAAUCAUUUUGAGAAUCUUCAAGUUGAGAUGAAGCGAAUGCAGAGUCUCCAUGAAAAAGCUUUAGCAGCGAAGCAUGCCGAGAUUGAUGACAUGGAAGCUGAGCUGAGUUCGCAACUUCAGAAGAUUGAAAACGAGAAGAAAAUAAUUCAAGAAAGUUUAGAGAAGGCAAAUGAUCAGAUUGUUGACUUCCAGGAUGAAGUUGUGAGACUCAAAGACAACAUUCAUUCAUUGGAACAAUCAAAAUCCGAUGCCGAACGUGAACUUUCAUGGUUGAAGUUACAGAACGAAAAUUACACGCAAGAUCAACUUGAGAAUGAACAGUUGCGAAUGCAAUUGAUGCAAAGUGAAACUGAAGCUGAAAAUCUUCGUUCACAAAACGAAACACUUUCUGAUAAUCACAAUGUUGAAAUUACAAUUCUUCGACAACAAAUUGCUGAUCUUGAAGCAAUGCGAUCACAAGUUAGUCAAAAUCAAACUGAUGAUCAAGUCAUGUUGCAAAAUGAAAAUGUUAAGUUGAAGGAAAUCUUAGUUGAGAAGGAAAACGAAAUUCAGCAAAAGAAAAUUCAACUUCAAAUGGUGUCAACAUUUGUCGAUGCUCCAAUUCAAGCUGUUAAUGAUCCAUUUGCAAAUUUAAUGGCAGCUCCACCUCAACCUUUGCCAGCGCAAUCAUCGAAAGUUGAUGAAAAUGCUUUUAAAGUAUUGGAAGAUAAACUCAGAGAAGCAGAAAAGGAAAUUGAGAAGUUAAAUGAAACAGCAAUGCUAACGAACAUGGAAAUUGAUAUGCAAGCAAAUAAAGUUGAAGAUUUAAUUCACGAGAAUAAAGUUUUGCUUGGAAAGUUACAUGAAAUGGAAGCAAAGAAUGAGAAUUUAAUUUCAUUGAAAGCUGAUGUAAAUCAGAAGAAUGAAAUCAUUCAGAAUCUUCAAGAGAAAUUAAUGAAUUUCGAUGCAAAACCUUCAGCUGUAAGUGAACAACCAACAACUCAAACAGCAACCACUUCAAUUCUUUUCGGUUCUGAACCAUCAUCACAACCAUCAGCAGCUUCAUUAUUCGAUGAUGUUCCAUUUAUUAUUUCAACGACAAAUGAACCACAACAAGAAGUUUUCGAAGAAAUUAUUCAACCAAAGAAAGCUUAUCUUUGCUACGAUAACAAACCACCAGCAAGUCUUCUCUCACCACGAUCAGACUUGGAAGUUCGUCUCAAAGAACAGGAAGAUAUUGUUGAACGUUUGACUCAUGAGAAAGCGGAUGUUGAUGCAAAACUCACAACUGCGAAAGAAAAUUCAAAGAAAAUGAUGAAAAAGUUGAAAGAAUAUCAAGUGAAGAUCAGCGAAUUGGAGACGAAAGCUUUUAGAAAGUCAUCGUCGGUUGAAUCGAAUGACAUGGAUUUGGUGAUUCAGGAAGAAUUAAAUUCACAGAUUCAGAGGCUUGAAGCGAAACUUAAGGAAGUAAAUACUGAAAAGGAGAAGGAACAUCAAGAAAAAGAAGCUUUAAUUAAGCGAAUUGAUGUGUUAACACUUGCCAAUGAACGAAUGACGGAAAUGAAAGAACGACAAGACGGGCAAAUGGAAUUGUAUCAGUUGAAGAUUCGCGAUUUGACUCAGAAGCUUCAAAAACUUGAAGAAUGGAGUGGUGAAAAAAAAGAAAGCGAACCUAAAAUUCAAGCGGUCGUGUCUUCAUUACCACUUGAAUCUUCAGCUUCAUCGCCAUCAUCAAAUGUUGAACUUAACAAGAAGAUUCAAGAAUUAAAUGAUCAACUGAAAGACCUUCAGGUUGAUUUCGAUGAAAUUCAAGCAUUGUUAGACGAAGAAAAAAGUACAAACAAACAACUUGAAGAGAAAAUAACGAAACUCAAUUCAAUGAGUCAAGACGAAAUUUCGAAGGAUCAAGAAGAGAAUGAGAAACUUAAGAGAAAUUGCGAAGCACUUCGACAACAAAUCAACACAAAAGAUCAGGAAAUUCGUGAUUUGAUAUCAAAAAUUGAUCUUUUAUCAAAUGAAUCGUCGAAUAUUAAAACAAUUCUUGAUGAUUUGAGUGUUCAAAAUCAAUUGAAGACAAAUGAGAAUCAAGAGCUUUUAGAGCGUCUCCAAAAUUUGGCAGCAAAUAAUGAAGAAUUAUCACGUGAACGUCAACUUUACAGCGAUUCAAUGGAACAGAAUUAUCGUCAACAUUCACAAGAUUUAGAGCAACAACUUCAAUCAAUUCAUGCUGAACUUCAUUAUAAAAAUUCGCAACUUCAAGAAUUGAAAGAAAGAAAUUCUGAGUUUACAAAGAAAGUCGAAGUUGAUGCCAAUUUGAUUAUUGAGAAGAAUAAUGAAAUUGUUUCACUUAAAAAUCUUUUACAAGAACUUGAAGCGAAAGUGGAAAAACAACAGCCGAGUCAAGAGCAGCCAAUAGAACGUCAUGAUGAUAAUAUGAAAAAAGAAAUUGAGGCCUUAAAGCGUGAAAAUGCUCAAAUGGAACAUGAACUUCAAGUUUUGAAUGAUCAAGUCCUUUCAAGCCUGGAAUUCGAAGAUAAAAUGAAGAAUGUUGUGUAUGAACUUGAUGCAAAGAAUUUAGAAAUUCAAAUGUUGAAAUCAUCAUUAGAAAAAGUUGAAAAGCAUCAACAAACCUCAUCAGAAGUUGACGAAGAAGUUCAAGAAAAAAUCCAAAAAUUGCAAAAUGAGAAAGAAGAAGUUGAACGCAACAUGAAGUUGUCAAUUGAUUUACUUAAUGCUCAAUGGAGUCAAGCUGUUGAGCAGCGUGGAAAUGAAGUUGCAAACAGUUGGAAGCAACAUUUGGAGAUGCGUGAAAUGGAAUUUUCUGAACUUGAAGCGAGUCUUAGAAGUCAAUUAGGAAGAAAUUCUGAUGAAGUGACGACCAGUGAAAGUGUUCAGAAAGUGAGUGACAUCGAUGACGAUGCAAUGACAAAAAUGAGAUCAAUAAUGGAAAGUCAAGAGAUGGAAAUUGUGUCAUUGAAAGAACAACUCGCUAUUCGGUCAGCUGAAUAUGCUGCAUUGUCAGCUAAAGUUGAUCCUUAUCAUCAAAUGUCAACGAGCAUGAACAUCUCCCCAAUUCCACCAACAGACAGCGAGAGGGUUCCACGAAGUGAAUUAGAUUUAGCACUUUAUAUGCUUCAUCAAAGAGACAUGCGAUUGGAAGAAAUGACGAUGGAGUUGGUGAGAUUGUUGGAAGAACGCGAUCAACUUCAAAUUCGGCUUUCGAAUUCUAUUCGUCAAAUGGAAGAAGUCAAAACAAAAUUUAGUGCUUCACAUGAAGCAGAAUCAAGUGAUGCAUCGAAAACUACAACACCUGAGAAGUUACCAACAAAUAUGAAUGUGACAACAUUCGAAGACGAUGGACAGUUGAAGAAGAAACUCUCGGAACUCAACACAGUUCGCCAUGUGAGAGACAAAGACAUUCAAGAUGAGCGUGAAAGGAGAUUUAUGGAUAACAUCACAAUGCUUCAACGAGAUGUCGCUAACAUCCCACCAGAAGCUGCCGCUCGUAUUGUUGCUGGUUCAUCUGAUCAAGGACAGUCACCAUCGUCAGUUCUUAUGAACUGGAUUCUUGGCAAACAGCCCGAGUCAUCUUAAAAACACUUUUUUAGUUUAGGAAAUUUAAUCUAAUUAAUUAAUCCUUUAAGAAUAUUCUUCAAGCUUCCCAUCAACUUUCUAUCUUAAUUUUUUUAAAUCCGUCAGAAUGUAAAGCUUUCAGCUUCCGGUUAAAAAUACUUUCCAGCAUGUAAAAAUUAAUGCAAUAAAUGUUUAUUAUUUGUACAAAAAAAAUA
Clunio marinus is the source of this 8765-nucleotide messenger RNA. The record is from the annotation of a GenBank genome assembly. NCBI's taxonomy places the organism in Eukaryota, Metazoa, Arthropoda, Insecta, Diptera, Chironomidae.